AUACUACUCCGUAGGAACAGAUAAACCAGAGAAGAUAGAAAAAGCAAAAGACACUUUAACAAAGUACUUCAUUUGCAGCAUUUGACUCUUUUUCUCUAGAGCUUCACGCAAUUCCGUUGCUCUUCACCAAACUCAGCCAAAAAAGUUCUCAACUCAUCCAUCAAUUCAAUCUCUCUGCUCCAUUACCUCUCUCUCCCUCUCUCUCUCUCUCUCUCUGGCUUAGAGAACCCAUGUGUUCUCUACUUCCUCCGAAGAAGAGUUUUUCUUUCUUUCUCCUGGGUUGUCACUUUUUCAUCAUGAAAAACUAAAACUCAUACAUGGUCAUUUUGAUUGGAAGUUCUAAUUUUGCAUGAAAUUUCUGGUGUCUAUGUUCAUGUCACAAGGACACAAGGGUACAGAUUAAGUAGAGUUUUGUUUGUUUAAGAUCAAAUUUUACAAACCAAGAUACAAACAAAUGGGAAAUGUAAGCAGCAAUGGGAAUAGGAGGAGGAAUAGAAACAAUAACGACAAUAAUCCUCCACCAGUACCACCACCACAACCUCAACAACAACCUUCAUCACAAACAGAAACAAAUGGGAACGGGAAUCGCUAUGUUUUCGCCGCUGCAACACCUUACCCACCUCAGUAUCCAAACCCUAAUACACAACAGUAUUAUUCAUAUACAGGAUUUCCACCGCCGCCACCACCACCGCCACCAUUUAUGCAAGUUCCAUUACCUGCUCCAUACGAUAACCACCACAGGGUUGAUCCUCUUCCUCUUCCUCCACCUCCUCCUCCUCCGCUUCCUUCUACUAAUACCAAUACUGCUAACCAGGGAAAUUGGGCUGGUGGUCGAUUCCCCUGUGGACCUGUUCUUCCUCCACCUCCUUAUGUUGAACAUCAGAAAGCCGUUACUAUCCGAAACGAUGUUAAUCUAAAGAAGGAAACUCUGAAGUUAGUACCUGAUGAUGAGAAUCCUGGAUAUUUUCUUGUUACUUUCACUUUUGAUGCCACUGUUGCUGGACACCUCUCUGUUCUGUUCUUUGCGAAAGAAGGUGCAGAUUGCAAUCUCAAGCCAGUGAAGGAAGGCAUGCUUGAACCAGUCACGUUAACGUUCCAGAAAGGCCUAGCUCAGUUGUUCAAGCAGCCUUCAGGAACUGGAAUUGACUUGUCAACAUUGGAAGAAGCAGAAUUACUGAAUAACGGUAGUGAUCUGGAAGUGUAUCCACUUGCAGUAAAGGCAGAAGCAUCUCCAUUAGAUUGUAGUGGAUCAGAGGAGGGAAACUCAAGGACUAGAUCGAUAAAUUCUCAAAUUACUCAGGCAGUGUUCGAGAAGGAGAAAGGCGAUUACCAGGUCAAAGUGAUGAAACAGAUCCUAUGGGUGAAUGGAAUGAGAUACGAGUUACAAGAGAUAUAUGGUAUUGGCAAUUCUGUUGAGAGUGAUUUCGACGGAAAUGACCCAGGGAAAGAGUGUGUCAUUUGCUUAUCAGAACCACGGGACACAACUGUUCUCCCCUGCCGACACAUGUGUAUGUGCAGUGGGUGUGCCAAGGUUUUACGGUUCCAGACAAAUAGAUGUCCUAUUUGCCGUCAACCAGUUGAGCGACUUUUGGAGAUCAAGGUCUCUUCUGAGCCUGAGGAGUGAAAACAGUCUGCUACUUGCUGAAAAAAUAACAUAUGUUUGUAAAGUUGUGGACUGAAGUUUUUUGUUUUUUUGAGUUACCUGUUUCCCUGGGGCACUCAAAUAAUGAAUAUAUGAUAGAUGAGGAUAUGUAUUCGUAUUUUAGCUUUGAUCAACUUUAGUCUGGCAUACGAUGUGUUGUAGACCUACAGCUUUGCUGAACAGAGAAGGGCAUCGGAGACUAAAUGUUAAGGCAGGCUGUGUACUCUUAAUAUAUGAGUCUGCCAGACUGUUUUAGUAAAGAUAAAAGUUUCAGUGCA
This is a messenger RNA of Papaver somniferum (opium poppy), 1920 nucleotides long. RefSeq names its product probable E3 ubiquitin-protein ligase LOG2. NCBI's taxonomy places the organism in Eukaryota, Viridiplantae, Streptophyta, Magnoliopsida, Ranunculales, Papaveraceae. The record is from RefSeq and is a predicted model, not a curated record. Bases 455 to 1624 code for a protein of 389 amino acids. Gene Ontology annotation, biological process: protein ubiquitination. Gene Ontology annotation, molecular function: ubiquitin protein ligase activity. The transcript is spliced from 3 exons.